Molecule: messenger RNA, 6463 nt
Organism: Anguilla rostrata (American eel)
Lineage: Eukaryota; Metazoa; Chordata; Actinopteri; Anguilliformes; Anguillidae
Gene: golga1
Product: golgin A1
Exons: 24
Coding region: 422-3052 (876 amino acids)
Cellular component (GO): Golgi apparatus
Source: RefSeq, a predicted model, not a curated record
UACACGGAGGUAUCAGAAACGUCACCACUCUCCACAUAGCCACAUUUGAGGUCUUGGCGAACACGUAAAGAAGUUAUUAGAAAAUAAUACAUUUUCAGAAAUGUAGCUGUGAGAGACUAUUGGAAACAGUGUUUACAUUAUUCACAAUUUAAUUGGGGGAUUUAUGUUAAAACAAAUGGAUUGCGGCUGGCAUUAUUCACUUUGUUAAUGGAGUUCAUAUGAGCAUUAGGCGAGGGAUGAUGAAAGUCUCCUUUUCUGUGGGAAGACACAGCACUGCUGUCCAGGCUUGUUGUGCCCCGGAGCAGAACCCUUAAAGGCACGGAACGGUGCUGGAUUAUUCUGGUGUGGGGGGCGGGGUGGAGCGAAGGGAUAGGACCCGUGAGACUGGCAGCGAGACGGCGUGGGUAGAGGCGGGCCCGCCAUGUUUGCCAAACUGAAGAAGAAGAUCGCGGAAGAGGCCGCCACCGCUCCUCGGACCGGCGGCCGGAUCCCGCGCUCCGUCAGCAAGGAGUCCAUCACCUCGGUGGGAGCCGACUCUGGCGACGACUUUGCGUCGGACGGCAGCAGCUCCAGGGAUGACCUGUCGUCCCAGCUGCUCCGGAGGAACGGUCAGAUCCGCAAGCUGGAGGCCAGGCUCUCCGACUACGCUGAGCAGCUCCGAAUUUUGCAGAAGACCAAGGACAAGCUCGAAAUUGCGUUAGAAAAGCACCAGGAUUCAUCCAUGAGGAAACUGCAAGAUCAGAAUGAGCUGUACCAGGCCAACAGAGCCAAAAUGGCUGAAGGCAUGGCCUUGGCUCUUGAAAAGAAGGACCAGGAAUGGCUUGAAAAGAUGUCAGCGCUGGAGCAGGAGAAAUCAGUGUUGUCGGCCCGGCUGGAUGAGAUGACGGAGCAGAGCCUCAGCCUGUUCCAGAAGAGAGACGACCUGGACGAGCUGGAGGGAUUCCAGCAGCAGGAGCUGGCUAAGGUCAAACACAUGCUAAUAAGGAGGGAGGAGCAGCUGGCUCAGCGGGAGCGGGAGCUGCAGCAGCAGGCCGGGGAGCUCCAGGUAGCCCGCCAAAGACUGACUGAAGCCCAGGACAAGCUGGAGCAGCUGGAGGAAGAAAGGCAGGAAAGCUCCAGGCUCUAUACAGAGCUGCAGGCCGAGAGGCAGGAGCUCCUUGGCAUCAGAGAGGAAGCGGAGAAAAAGAUAACAGAGCUGGAGGGCAGAGGUCAGGAGCUCCAGAAUGUCAUCCUACAGGUGUCUGAAGACUUCCAGAAGUCCCAGGGUACGGCAGUGGGGCUGGAGAAGUCUCUCCACUCCCUGGAGGCCGAACACGAGGCUCUGAGACUGCAGCACGAACAGCACAAACAGAAGGUGCUAAUGGCCGAGGAGGAGAAGGACCGCCAGGUCUCCAAUCUGCAGGAGAAGGUGUCCUCCCUGGAGCGGCGUCUCCAGGGCAACCUGACGGAGGACGAGCACCUGGAGGAGCUGCUGAAAGAGAAGUGUGCCCUGGAGCAGAAGGUGGAGGAGACGCGGACGGAGCUGCUGGAGACGCGCACCAGCCAGGCGGAGGCGGUUAGCGCUUUAGAGGCGCAGAUAUCCCGGCUCAACGGGAAGGUGGCCGAGCUGCAGACGCUGCUGAGGCAGAAGGAGGAGAGCUGGAGCUCCUACAGGGAGAGGACGGAGGCGCAGAUCAGCGCUCUGGAGCAGCAAGUGCAGGAGAGCAGCGACAGGCUGAGCAGCAGCGAACGACAAGUAGCUGAAAGAGACGAGCAACUACAGAAACUGCAGGCGGAGGGGAGCAUAGAGAGGGAGCGUCUGCAGCAGCAGGGCCUGGAGCGGGCGGGGCGCCUGGAGACGCAGGUCACCGCCCUGGAGACGGCGCGGGACCUCGACCGGGUCGCCGCCCAGCACCGCAUUGUGAGUACGACUGGACGGAGCCGCCUGGCGAGUCCAGGUGAGGUGAGGCGCCUGAAGAGACAGAGGAGCUGGAGCAGGCAGGGGUUCCCUGGACCCUCUAGCUCCUGGCACUGCUUCCCUGUUAUCCCCCCUCAGCCCCGCCCUGCUGCUCCUCCUCAGGGGUUGUGUUGCUCCCUCUCUCCUCUCCCUCAGGCGGAGCUGGCCAGCAGGCAGACCGUGAGCGUGGAGAUCGCCAAGGCCCUGGAGGAGACCAGAAGACAGAGGGAGGAGCUUCAGCAGCAGGUCGGGGAGAUGACAUCCACACUAAAGGCCAAGGAGGAGGAGCUGGCCAAGGUCACCGAGCGACUGGGGCAGAGGGAGGCGGAGCUCGGCGCACUUCAGGAAGAGCUGCGGACUGCGCAGACGGGGCUGUCUGCGCUGCAGGCGGAGGCGGAGGGUCUGCGCAGACAGGCGGUGGAGCGGGAGGAGGAGAAGGACUCCCAGAUGGCCCUGCUGAGGCAGGAGAUCCUGACUCAGACACAGCAGCUGGACGCCUGCCAGUCCCGGGUUUCGGACUUGGAGGUUGAGGUGGAGAUGUUGACGGGGCAGCUCCAUGCCCCGGAGGAUUGUGGGAAGGAGCAGAACGGGUCUGUCACGGUGGAUGACUUGGCUCACAUGCAGAAAAUGAACAAAGAGUUGGAACAGCAGCUGAGCGAGAAGAAUAAGACGAUAAAGCAGCUACAGCAGAGGCUGGCCGAGCUGAAGAGGACCCUGCAGAAGGAGCUGAAGUUGAAGCCAGACCAGGAGUCUGAGGGGAGGGAGAGGCUGGCGGAGGGGAGGGUGGAAAAACCGGAGGGGCCAGAAAAGCCGUUCCCUGAGGCCCCGCCCCCGGCCGUCUCCAGCGCCACCGUCACCAACAACUCUGACCUCAACGACUCCCGCGAGAUCAACUUCGAGUACCUCAAGCACGUGGUGCUCAAGUUCAUGUCCUCCAGGGAGGCUGAGGCGUAUCAGCUGAUAAGAGCUGUGUCUGUGCUGCUAAACUUCACGCGUGAGGAAGAGGACAUGCUGAAGGAGACUCUGGAAUACAAGAUGUCUUGGUUUGGAUCGAAGCCCUCGCCGAAAGGCAUCGUUCGGCCGUCUAUUUCAGGAGCCCCUGCCCACUGGAGCUGAGCUAUGGGAGGAAAGGGCCUCGGCCCCUGACCUCAACCCAUAUCUCUCCCUGUCACUGUGGCAACCAGGCCUCUUUUUAUAUCUGAGACGCUUUUUAAUAAGGAUGCUGUUGAGAGCUUUUAAACACUUCCUCCCGGAUUCCUGUGUAGCUUCAUACGUCUCCUCUCGGAGAUCAAUGAUACUCUUUUUCUUCUUGCUCUUUUAUUUUUCUUCUUUCUUCUUUAAGAGAAGAAAGGACAGUGGCUGGGGACGGAAAAGGCUCCUUUAAGCCGAUUAAAAGGCAAGACAAAUCGCUAAUCAGAUUUUAUUACCGGCUAUUUAUUUUUAUUUUGUCAGUGAUUUCCACUGACCGGGGACUCAAAGGCUUAUCAGAGAAGACCUACAUGAUCUUUGUCUGUGUAAGAGCAUCCCUGUUUAAAUGGAGAUUUGGGAGAGACCCCAGCCUUGCUCUGGGAUGAAUCGGUCACGGGGGAAGGAUGGCGAUGAAGUUUGUGGCUCUACUCUGGAUCGAGACUUACAAACAACUGCCGUAGCACCAACCUAAUGGAAAUAAAACCAGUAACCAUGUUGCACAGAUUUGGACACCAGAAGAUUGCUGCUGAUUUAAGUUUUUGAUGUCUGGUUUACAUGCAUGUCAGACAGGAAGUUGCAAGGGUGUCAGGAAUCUUCGACUUAUAGUAUGACUGCGGUUUGAUAGAUGGACGUGAAGGUUGCAGGUUUGAAUCCCAGGUUGGGUGCUCCUGUUUGCACUGCAGUAAAAUGCUUGAGUUAAAUACCCAACUUCGUAAGUGGGUAGUACAGUUACAGUAUAUCAGCUCUGUAGGUUUCCCUGGGUAUUAUGGUCACCUGCUAAGCAGAGUAAGAAACAGUGUGAUGUGUUGAAACCUGAUUGGUUAUCACAAGACUGGCCAAUGUUAGUUUAAAAUUGACAGAGGUGCUUUGGUUUAUUAAAGCUGCGUCUGUUCACAACUAUUCAUUAUCAAAUAAUUAUAUGACUAUUCUAUAUUAUUAGAGGUAUUGCUUUAUAUAUGAGGUCCUUAAGAACUAAGAUAAACACGCCCCAGACCAUCAGACACUCAAAUUGAGGAUAGUUUCUACUAGCUAUGAUUAGAACCUGCAUUGGCUUAAUUGGUACAAGGCCAUCAGGUUCUCGGUAUGCAUCCGUGCAGAUGGCUGUGUGGGAAAAGCCUUCCAAAUUCACAUCAGGCAGGACAUUUUUCCCAUGAUGCUAUAUUCUCCCUUCGUCUGCAGAAAGGGCAAAUUUUAGCGAGGGCAGGAGAUGGGAAAAGUAAAUUUCAGCGAGUUGCAUUCAGCCUUCAUUUGGCUUGCUGAUGAGGUCUGGGAGCUUCUGGGUUUCUUCUCUGAAACUUGAAUUUCAGAGAGGAAAGCACUUUGUUAAAGCUGAUAUAAGUACUGGAAAGUUGGCCAAGAUUACCCAGCAGCCUCCACUGUGUACCGUGCACACAGUUAGGGUGCUGGGCCUGGCCCGCCUUCCCACCCUUUAGGCCGGCUAAGUCUGGCGCAGUACCUAACGUUAACCCAAGGCCUCCUGCCCCCAACAUCACUCACCAUUGGAUUGCCUCCAUUCACAGAUUUUGACUGAUUAACAUCUAGAAGCCAAUUAGAACACUGCAGCUUUGGUUUCCUAGACUUUAUGUACCACAUUAGACUUUUUUUUUUUGCUUUGACUAAGGACCUUGUUGGUAAACUGAUAAUUAUUGUAUUAUGAGACGUUUUCCAUUCCCCUCCUUCAGAGAAAGGACAAGAACAUUUUGAGAGUAUGAAAAUGAACGCACUUCAGAGAUGUGACCGCGACGACCCUGCUCGAACCGCUCCCUCUCCGGCGUGGCAGACCCUGACUAUGCCCUGAUGGCUUUUGGGGGGAUUUUUUUUACUUUUCUUUUGCAAGUUUCUAUUAAUCUGAAGAACCCGGUUCUCCCCGUCAAGAGAAUUUUCCACUUUUCUGUCGAGUGUGUGGACAUUUUCGAAAGCACCGACGGAGCGGGAGGGACUAAUGCAGCUAAUGGCUUUGGGUUUCCUAGGCCAGGGGCUAUGCGGGGAGAUGGGACAGCUCUUUAACUGUAAAGCUGGAGGUGCAUCUGAGCAAGCAAAUGUCAAAACUAAAAUUCUGGGAAGCCUACCUUUACAUGCCUUGUGUUUGUGUAAAAUACAUUCCAUAAGAUUAUUUCUAUAUCAAUAACUGUACAUAACACUGAGAAAUUUAUAAAUCCCUGGAUGUACAUUACUUUGGUUGAAGCCCUUGCCAUAUUUUGUUCAUAUAUUUAAAAAUAUAUAUACCAUAUAUAUGUUUAGAAUAUAUAAAACAGUAUUUGAUCUUGAGCCUUCGCUGGAGAAUUCGCCUCACUGUCCACUUGUUUUAUCAGAAAGAACCCCACGUAUUAUUCAUCAUUGUAGAAAACAAGGAAAAAACGCUUGCCUUAUACCAGACGGCCAUGUUGGUUUUUAGUAAAUGAAGCGUUAUUGCGAGGCUGAAAUGAGCCAAUGAAAUGAGGUUUGCACAUCCAUCAGCCACAAGGUGCAAGACGUACAAACCAAAGGCACACUGUCACUGCUCUUGGACAUAAAAUGGCCUUGAAUUACAAUUUAGAACCUUUUGUCUUGCAUUAUGCCACCCCCUAUAACGGUCAAAUUAAAGUGGGCAUUGAUAUGUCCAUGGAAAGGGGGUAGAGGAUGAUUCCUAGAGACUGUAGUGUUUUUUUUUUUUUUUAAGACCCAGUCCACAGACCAGGUGAAGCUGUGGUGUUAUGUUGUGAUUACUGCCCAUAUGUUGUCUAUGCAUUACAUUGAUUCUCUCUCUCAUGUUUUUGGAGCCUGUCAAUGAGCAGAGUUAACGAUGAAAAGGGCAUCAUUUUUAAUUUUGCACAGGGGAAAUGCAACCCGAGAGCGCUGCUGCACUGCGCGGUCCCAUUCAGAGCGCGCGUGCCGUUAAUCUCGGGUAGUGGAAUGCAGGAAGCUUAUCUCCAUUUAGCGUCGCCGGUCGUGAUGUUUAUUUAUGAGUCGGCCUGCGUGAACGGAAUUCUCCGCUGCGAACCCAUCGAGCCAGCACAAGACAAACGCGUGUUGUGAGAGUCGAGCAGCUAAUGCGCUUUUUAAAUCGGUACAUUUACUGCCCCCGUUAGCGUCCGACAUGCUCAGGUUCUGAACCUGAAUGACCACUACAGUGCAAACGCCGUAUAAUUUAACAAAUCAUUGAUUAUUCGAUAUAACUGUUUUCCACAGCAUUUACUGUAUCACUACAAAACAAUGAUAUUCUCCUUUUUGUUCUCUCUUGUAUGUUGUACAAAAAAAACAUCAAACCUAUAUUUUCCUUUUCUUUUAAUGUUUGGGGACUAAUUUGUAGUUGUGCAUACCUGUAUAUUAUUUUUGGUUUGAUUAAAGUUUGACUUUUAA